AUGUGUUCUAUCGAAAAUCCAAUUUCCAUGGAGGGUGAAGCCGACAAUAGUCAAAAGUUGCUAGUAAAAUGGCACAAGGCAAUGAAAACGGCAACUGAAGCUCAAAUUCUGCUGCAGGAAGUUAUGUCAGAAAUGAGUGGUCUUCUAAGCACGGAAUGCCAAUGUAGAAACGAUAAUAAGAAGCAUAAUAUUGGUCAAUAUAACAAUAAGAAGAUUAAGCACAAAUACAAAAUAAAUGAAAGUGAUAGUAGUGCAACUAGUUCAAGUUAUUGUGAUAGUGAAAUUGAAAUUAUAUCCUGUCACAGGACAGCUCUAGAUGAACAUAAACGACAACAACAUCACAGUGGUCAUCAUGGACGGCGAAAUCGUUCUCAUUCUCGUGGCCAUGAUCGUAAACGUGAUCGCAGUCGUUCCCGGGGACGAUCACGUGGUCACUCUAGAGGACAUUCUAGGGGACGAUCACGUGGCCAUUCUAGAGACCACUCCAGAGGACGUUCUUGUGGAUAUUCAGCUACACGUAAUUUUCCCAGUAGAAAAUCCAGUCAUUCCUGCACACAUUCAAUCGAAAAUAGACUGCCAAUGGCACUGACCAUAUAA
This is a messenger RNA of Musca vetustissima, 597 nucleotides long. Its product is annotated as serine/threonine-protein kinase fray2-like. The coding region runs from base 1 to 597 and encodes 198 amino acids. NCBI's taxonomy places the organism in Eukaryota, Metazoa, Arthropoda, Insecta, Diptera, Muscidae. The transcript has a single exon. The record is from RefSeq and is a predicted model, not a curated record.